AUGUGGAAGAAAAGAGAAAUCCACAUUUUGGAUGUUUACAAGAACGACGAACUAGAAGCACUGGAGGAGCACAAAGUUGUGAAAUUGACCAACCCACAUUAUCCCAGAAAUGGCAACACGAUCUAUCAAGGCAACGAGUUUGAUGUUUUCGGCAAAGACGCUACAGAGGAGCAAUUUGCACCAUUGUACUCUAAAGAGCAAUUCACACCGAAGAACAAGGAAAAGAUGGACGACACCAAACGAGACAUUCUCUUGAGGACGGAACAAAAGCGAGGACAUAUAGAAGCCAUGUUGCAGCAUACAACCAUCAUAAAAAAGAGGAAAAUGUCACCGAUAGCAGCACCUCUCUCAAAUCAUGUCUUUAUCAAAUCAACAGCAGCCAUCAACACGCCCAUUGCAAGUAUAUUUGUCGAUCCCAAGCAAGAUCAUGAAGAUGAAGAUUUAGCCUACUAUUAA
Molecule: messenger RNA, 456 nt
Organism: Mucor velutinosus
Lineage: Eukaryota; Fungi; Mucoromycota; Mucoromycetes; Mucorales; Mucoraceae
Product: Nuclear control of ATPase protein 2
Exons: 1
Coding region: 1-456 (151 amino acids)
Source: RefSeq, a predicted model, not a curated record